AUUACGUAUUUUCCGGUUCCGGCCUGGGAUCGAGUGAGGCGACAUGAAACUGCUCACCCACAAUCUCCUGAGCUCCCAUGUGCGGGGCGUUGGGCCCCGUGGCUUCCCCCUGCGCCUCCAGGCUACCGACGUCCGCGUCAAUCCCGUGGAGUUCAACCCAGAGUUCGUAGCUCGGAUGAUCCCCAAAGUGGAGUGGUCGGCGCUUCUAGAGGCGGCCGAUACCUUGCACCUGAAGGAAGUGCCCAGCCAGCCGACUGAGGGGUAUGAGCACGACGAGGACUUUCUGAGGAAGAUGCACCACGUGUUACUGGAGGUGGAGGUGCUGGAGGGCACCCUGCAGUGCCCAGAAUCUGGACGUCUGUUCCCCAUCAGUCGCGGAAUCCCCAACAUGCUGCUGAAUGAUGAGGAAACGGAGACCUAACUGAUAAGACGCCCACCAGCUUGACGUUUUGUGACCUGUUAGUGUUUUGUUAACGAAUGUUCUGUUGUCUUGUCAUGCUUAGCCCCAACCCUGACCCAGUGACACACCAAACACAGUGUUCUUGAGCUCCAUAGUAUAUCUUUUUUUCUCUCUCUCAUUAAAGGUUCAAAACCAAAA
Molecule: messenger RNA, 598 nt
Organism: Chinchilla lanigera (long-tailed chinchilla)
Lineage: Eukaryota; Metazoa; Chordata; Mammalia; Rodentia; Chinchillidae
Gene: Trmt112
Product: tRNA methyltransferase 11-2 homolog (S. cerevisiae)
Exons: 4
Coding region: 44-421 (125 amino acids)
Biological process (GO): tRNA methylation; peptidyl-glutamine methylation; rRNA (guanine-N7)-methylation
Molecular function (GO): protein heterodimerization activity
Source: RefSeq, a predicted model, not a curated record